This is a messenger RNA of Dermacentor silvarum, 2412 nucleotides long. RefSeq lists its product as uncharacterized. The record is from RefSeq and is a predicted model, not a curated record. Bases 1 to 2412 code for a protein of 803 amino acids. Lineage: Eukaryota; Metazoa; Arthropoda; Arachnida; Ixodida; Ixodidae. Gene Ontology annotation, molecular function: catalytic activity. The transcript is spliced from 4 exons.
AUGGCGGAGGUUCUGCUCAACACGAGACAACGCAACCAGCGGAGAAACAGCGUGUUUAUACUCAACAUCUACAGCAAUCCCAGGGACUCUCGAGAACAGUUCAAGACGAUAUUUAAGAAGUCCGUCGACCUGGCUGGCACCCAUCCCCUGGUAGUCGUCGGGGACUUCAACGCCCCGUACGGACUGUGGGGCUACAUCUACGACACGAGCAAGGGCCGGGGUCUGUGGCAGAACGCCAACGAAAUGGACCUCACGCUCAUCACGGACAAGGCGUUCCCGACCCGAAUCGGCAACUCGGUGUGCCGGGACACCACCCCCGAUCUGGCGUUCGUGAAGAACAUCGCGGGAGCCGAGUGGAGUAACACCGCAAUGGAGUUUGGUAGCGACCAUUACGUGCUCGAGACCCGCUUCGACGUCGCCCGAAGUAAAUCUAGAGAGUUCACCAUCACAGACUGGGACCAUUUUCGCAAGCUCCGCGGCAACGAAAGCGCACCCGUCCCCGAAGACCUGGAAGACUGGUGCAAGAGAAUCAAGAGUGACGCGGAGUCGUCCACCAAGAAGAUCGUCACCGACCUGGAGGUAGAGAAGAUGGACAGCAGGCUAGCCCACCUAAUCGAGGCCAAGCAGGCACUGCUCCUCCGAUGGAAGGGACAAAGGUUAAACCGAAGAUUGAGGAAAAAGAUCUCCGAGCUCAACAAAGCCAUCGAAGAUCACUGUCGGACCCUCGGCAAGCAGCAAUGGGACGAGGGCAGCACCAGAUCCAACCAGAGACACACGCUCGCCAGAGCCCUGCACGAAGGUACCAGAUCCUGUUCCGGGGACGAGCUGGUAACCAAGCUCAUGGGGAAGUACCUGCCCGUAAAGCACGGAGACGAGGAAGUCCGGUUUCCCGACUACCUCGGCCCGGCCCGUCCGGAGUUGGACGAAGACUUCACCGUGGCGGAAAUCAGGCAAGCCAUUUUUGCACUCAACGGCAAGUCUGCCCCGGGUCCCGACGGCAUCACCAACAAGAUGCUGCGGAACCUUGACGACCGUUCAAUCGGAUACCUCACCGAGAAGAUCAACGGGACGUGGAGAAACGGCAGUGUCCCAGAGAACUGGAGGACCGCCAACACCGUCCUGAUCCCCAAACCCGGCAAGGCUCCGAACGUGGACAAUCUCCGACCCAUCUCUCUAACGUCCUGCGUCGGGAAGGUGGCGGAGCAUGUCGUCCUCAACAGGCUAAGCAGAUAUCUCGAAGACAACGUCUAUACUCACAACAUGAUUGGUUUCCGCGCCGGCCUCUCGACGCAGGAUGCCAUGAAGAUGAUCAAACAUCACAUCAUCGACGGCAGUACCAGGGACACCAGGGCCCUGCUCGGACUCGACCUCGAGAAAGCGUUUGACAACGUUCUCCACGAAUACAUCCUGGCUGCCAUCGCGGACCUCGAGCUGGGCCCCAGGCUGUACAACUACGUCCGUUCGUUCCUGACGGGGAGGAAAGCGAAGCUGCGGAUCGGCGAAUUUGUCUCCGACGAGGUGCUCUUGGGCCCACGGGGCACGCCGCAAGGCUCGGUCAUUUCGCCCGCGCUCUUCAACAUCUGCAUGACCGACAACGCUUUUCGCCUCGUGCGAAGGGUGACGAACAGACGUCGUGGCCUCAAGGAGGACAACCUGCUCCGGCUCAUCAAUGCCUUUGUGCUGUGUCACUUCACCUACACGGUGGCCAUGCACAACUGGCUCAGAGCCGAGCGGGACAAGCUCAAUGCCCUCAUUAGAAAAAUUGUCAAGAAAGCCCUCGGGCUGCCCGUCAGAACGCAUACAGAGGACCUCCUCCGGCUCGGCAUACACAACACCAUGGAGGAGAUAGCCGAGGCUCAGGAACGGGCCCAGCUAACUCGGCUAUCCACCACGCCGGCCGGCAGGCGGAUCCUUGAGGAGAUCGGACUCACCCCCACCAAGAACUUGGCUAGCAACGCCCAGAUCCCCAGAGAAAUAGGGGAGAAGCUCGUCGUCGCCCCGUUGCCCCGCAACGUUCAUCCCGUGCACAACGCAGGUCGUCGCAAGGCAAGAGCGUCCACGAUAUUAAAGCAAAUCUGCAAGGACAAGAUUGAAGCAAGCUUCGUUGACGCCGCCGCGUACCGAGACGGCAAGGCUUUUGCGGUUUCCGUCGUGGACACCUUGGGCAAAGUCAUCAACUGUGCCUCAGUUCGGACGACGGAACCCGAGGUGGCCGAGCAGGUUGCCAUUGCACUCGCCAUGCAAGACGGUCGGAGAGACAGGGUGUAUAGCGAUUCGAAAGUGGCCGUCAGGGCAUUCCAGAAAGGCCGGGUAGCCCGGCAGGACGUGAAACUCGGCGAGCCUAUUCUCAAAUGGGGAACUCAGGACGAGCGUGAGAAGGCCGGUGGCUGCGACAUGACAGAGCAUGCUUGA